Molecule: messenger RNA, 6185 nt
Organism: Ceratitis capitata (Mediterranean fruit fly)
Lineage: Eukaryota; Metazoa; Arthropoda; Insecta; Diptera; Tephritidae
Product: glycogen debranching enzyme
Exons: 14
Coding region: 302-5950 (1882 amino acids)
Biological process (GO): glycogen biosynthetic process; glycogen catabolic process
Molecular function (GO): amylo-alpha-1,6-glucosidase activity; 4-alpha-glucanotransferase activity
Source: RefSeq, a predicted model, not a curated record
CAGUCAAAUAGCGAGAGGUAGUCAGCUAUCAGCUGUGCGCUACGUUUCAAAGAGGUCACCUUGAAGUUGUGAAUUUUUGUAUUCAGUCAAUUUUAUUGUAUCGCUGCUCGUGGUUCGUACGCACAGGCAGUUUUUUCAGUUUCUCAACGCUGCAACAGCCAACGCCGAAGUCAGUUAAGUCACAAAAUUUUUUGGUAAGCAAAUAAACGCCGAGACACAAACAACGAAAUUCCGCGCAAAUCUUACAGUUAGCAGAUAAUAGAUAAAUUAAAGUGCUACAACAAAUCACCCACAAGACAGGAUGGAUGGCUUUCAACGCUUUAUCGUUGGGCUUCAGCGAAAGCUCUACACUUUUCUUCAAAUCGUGCUGAAUUGGCAGUUUGUGCGUUGGUUUGUCGAUUUAUAUUCGAAAUUAACUACCGAUCGUCGCAGCAUUGGCGCUGACACCGACGACGACGGCGCCGACGCCGACGCCACCACCAACGCAGCGACCAAAGCCAGCGCCACUGCCAGCAACAACAAUAGAAAGCGUAUUAAAUGGUCGUGUGGUGUUACUGACGGCGAGAAGGAGCAGGAGGGGGCGGAGGUGGACGAACAGUCCCUAUGCUCAGUAUCUGCAACGAAAGAAGCUCAAGGAAUCGAUGAGUGUAAUACGAAAGAGCGGGAAGCUGCGCACACGAAGCACCAACGAACUACAACUUCCGAUAUCGCAUGCGAGCCAGAACAGCAAUCGCCCAGCAAACCGGUGACAGAAACUGUCACGGAUGUCGGAUUGGCAGGUGUGCUUAACGCAAGUCCGAACGCAAGCACAAAAAUGGGAAAUAAUCAUAGUAGUAAUAAAAACAAGCAAAACUCAAACAAAAACAAUGCCGGCGGUGAGGGAUCCAAGUCACCAAAGUCUCCGACUUCACCGACGUCACCGAAAAAGUGUAAUUCAAAGGAUAAAAAUAUAAAACCACCAAAAUACACGGACGACGCGGCACCUGAAAAGCCGAACCCUGACAUAGUUAUAUCAAGUUAUGUGCUAGACAAGAGCGGUCAUCAAAUACCAGAAAGCUCGGUACCAGAACUAAACUCCAAGCAAAGCAGCUUAACGCCUAUUAACUCAACAGAAGUUGAAACGAGGUCAGAAGUUGAAGGGCUAAACUCCAAUUUAACACAAGUUUCUUCGAAUUCAAAGGAGCAAUUCGAUUUGGAAUUGAACAAUAAAGAAGACGAAGAAGGAACAGUCAGAGAAGAGACAAUUAGCAAAGUAAAACACUCAGCGUCUACAACUGUCGAAGCGAAAGUACCAAAGUCAAGUUCGGUUCAGUUAGAGUCGUACGAAGAGCCAAGACCACUCGAUAUGACCGUAUCGGGUGAUAUACAUAGUGUGCCCAUCGCUGAAGGUACCAACGCCGAGAAUGUGCUCUACCGCAUUAAGCGUGGCUCCACAGUGCGUGUGCAUGGCGAUGCUUCUCUGCUGGGUCGAGAAAUUAUUUUAUAUACCAAUUACCCAGCUGAGGGUAAAAAGUUCGUGCGCACGGAGUACCGCAUACUGGACUGGCAUUUGCGUAACGGCAAACCAUUUACUACCAAUCUAAAUAAGUAUGCCCACAUUGUAGAUACUGAUAUAUUCAGUCAGGUGAAGAUGAAUCUCUCGGGUACCUUCCGUUUCUGGUUUCAAUAUAAGAACAGCCAAAGCUCCGAGCCUGACGGCGCACUUUACAUACAAGUGGAGCCGACACUUCAUGUUGGCCCACCUGGCGCCCAGAAGAUAAUCCCACUGAAUUCAGUGCGUUGUCAGACGGUUAUCACGAAGUUAUUGGGACCCAUCAACACUUGGGAGUCGAAAUUGCGUGUCGCUAAGGAAUCUGGUUACAAUGUGAUCCAUUUCACACCCAUUCAAGAGCUCGGUGGCUCACGUUCCGCGUAUUCACUGCGCGAUCAAUUGAAGGUUAACCCAAACUUUGCCGCAAAGAAGGGCGGCUCUGUAAGUUUUGAAGAUGUGGAUAAAGUCAUCAAGAAAUGCCGGCAAGAGUGGGGUAUAGCCUCCAUUUGUGAUAUUGUUCUUAAUCACACAGCCAACGAAUCCGAUUGGGUACGCGAACAUCCCGAUGUUACAUACUCUUGCGCGACCAGUCCAUAUUUGCGCCCCGCCUUCUUGCUCGAUGCCGUACUAGCCAAGUGUGGUGAGGACGUGGCAGCCGGUCUCUUGGAGCACGUUGGCGUGCCGGCAGUGAUCGAGCAUGAGGAUCAUUUACAAGCUCUGAAAUAUCAAUUGCAUAGCGUUUAUUUGCCUAAAGUAAAUAUCUACGAACUGUUCCAAUGCAACAUUAGCAAAUAUAUGGAGGAGUUCAAAGGUCUAGUGCGCACGCGUUCGCCUCCUAAGAACGUCGCAGAUGUGUCGCGUUUCAAUGAAAUACAACUGAUCAAGGAUCCACAGUAUCAUCGUCUCGGUGCUAAAAUUGACUUAAAUUUGGCACUAGAGAUUUUCAACGGUUUCCACGGCGACUGUUUCGAUGAGGAAUCACGCUUCCGCAAGUGCGCCGAGACUUUGCGUCACCGCUUAGAGACGCUUAAUGAGGAAGUACGUGCAGAAGUCCAGGGUUACUUGGGUUAUGCCAUUGAGAACUGUCUGGCUGGUGCGCGAUAUGAACGUGUGCAGCACGAUGGUCCCAAGGUACGCGAAAUUUCCGAAAAGCAUCCACUCUUCAUGCAAUACUUCACGCAAGUUAAAGCCAUCGGCAAGAGUCUUCAGGAGAUAGAAGAGGGCAUGUAUGGCGACAUGGGCAAAUUCUUCCAAGCGCACAAUGGUUGGGUUAUGGGGUAUAGUGACCCGUUAUGUGACUUUGCCGAGGAGCAACCAGGACGUGAGAAUGUGUAUUUGAAGCGUGAACUAAUUGCUUGGGGCGACAGCGUUAAAUUGCGUUAUGGCAAGAAACCCGAAGAUAGUCCAUAUUUGUGGAAGCACAUGACUGAGUAUGUAGUGACAACAGCCAGAAUUUUCGAUGGCGUUCGCUUGGAUAACUGUCACUCAACACCGCUACAUGUUGCAGAGUAUCUUUUGGAUGCCGCACGGGCGAUUAACCAAGACUUGUAUGUAGUAGCGGAGUUGUUCACAAACUCGGAUGCCACAGAUAAUGCCUUUGUUAAUCGCUUAGGCAUUACUUCGUUAAUACGUGAGGCCUUGUCCGCCUGGGAUUCUCACGAGGAAGGACGUCUGGUAUACCGUUAUGGCGGUGAACCGGUCGGAGCUUUCUACGUCAAUCCCAAGCGUGAUCUGGCACCCGCCGUUGCCCAUGCGCUUUUUAUGGACCAAACGCAUGACAAUCCAUCGCCUGUUGAAAAGCGCUCGGUUUACGACUUAUUGCCGUCAGCAGCUUUAGUGUCAAUGGCAUGUUGCGCCACGGGCAGCAAUCGCGGUUAUGACGAGCUUGUCCCGCAUCAUAUCCAUGUUGUGGACGAGGAGCGCCAGUACCAGGAGUGGGGUAAGGGUGUUGAUAGCAAUUCCGGCAUUAUUGCCGCAAAGCGAGCGCUCAACUUGUUGCAUGGCCAACUUGCCGAAGAGGGCUUCAAUCAGGUCUAUGUCGAUCAAAUGGAUCCGAAUAUUGUGGCUGUGACGCGUCACUCACCAACCACACAUGAAAGUGUCAUACUUGUUGCACACAGUGCUUUCGGUUACCCACAUCCCAACACUGGCCCAACAGGCGUGCGUUCUCUACGCUUCGAAGGCACUCUCAACGAGAUUAUACUUGAAGCCGAUAUUUCAAUGAAGAGCGACAAGCCUUACGACCGGCCGGGACCAUUUAAGAAGGAUCCUAACUACAUUAAUGGAUUUUCGCAGUUCCAACUCAGUUUGCGCGAACACAUACCGCUAAACAAGUCGAAAAUUUUCCAUGCUACGCCUCACGUCGAUGGUAGUGUCACACAACUGGAUUUCGAAAACCUCUACCCAGGCUCCGUGGUUGCUGUCAGAGUAUCUCUGCACAACCCAACGAAGCCACACGCAGAAUAUCUGCAGAGACUUGUUAACUCUUUGCAAUCAGAGAGCGGCGCUGUGUACGACGAGCUCCGUGAAAUCAUCUCUAAACUGGAUUUGGUCGACCUAAACCGUUCACUUUUUACAUGCGACGAGGAAGAACGUGAUCACGGCUAUGGUGGCGCCGCUUACGAUAUACCAAACUAUGGGCGUAUAGUUUACUGCGGUCUACAGGGCUUUAUCUCCAUACUGACAGAGAUAUCUCCGCGCAAUGACUUGGGUCAUCCACUUUGCAAUAAUCUUCGAGAUGGCAAUUGGAUGUUGGAUUAUGCUGCUGAUCGUCUGAACCAUCGCGAAGGGACGCAAGUGCUCUCAAAGUGGCUGAAAACAACUUUUGAUUCUUUGAAGAAUAUACCAAGAUACCUCAUUCCCUGCUACUUCGAUGCAAUCCUAAGUGGCGUGUACGAGGCGCUUGUGGCACACACAUAUCAACUGAUGCCGGAGUUCAUACGGGAUGGUCACAACUUCCCGCAAACUCUCGCUUUAGCGACGCUACAGUUCCUAUCGGCUUGCAAGUCAGCCAAUUUGCCGCCACUUAGUCCGGCAGUGAAACCUCAACCACCAGAGAUUUGCGUCACACUUUCAGCUGGAUUGCCACACUUUUCUACCGGCUACAUGCGCUGCUGGGGACGUGACACAUUCAUAGCGAUUCGGGGUGUUAUGUACUUAACGGGACGCUUCCAGGAGGCACGCUACAUCAUACUCGGCUUCGGUCAAUGUCUACGACAUGGUCUCAUACCGAAUUUGUUGGAUAAUGGUACCAAGCCGCGCUUCAACUGCCGCGAUGCCAUCUGGUGGUGGUUGAACUCCAUCAAGCAGUAUGUACAAGAAGCUCCACAGGGCAAGGAUAUCCUUAAGGAUAUGGUGUCGCGCAUUUUCCCCUACGAUGAUAGCGAGCCGCAUGGACGUGGUAAAUUCGAUCAGAAAUUGAUCGAUGUCAUGCAGGAGGCGCUGCAGGUGCAUUUCCAGGGCUUACAGUAUCGUGAGCGCAAUGCGGGCUAUGAGAUCGACGCACACAUGACGGACCAAGGUUUCAACAACAAUAUCGGUGUGCAUCCCGAGACAGGAUUCGUGUUCGGUGGCAACAUUGCCAAUUGCGGCACAUGGAUGGACAAGAUGGGCUCGUCGGAGAAGGCCGGUAAUCGCGGACGUCCUGCCACACCACGCGACGGCUCUGCAGUUGAAUUGGUUGGACUACAAAUGUCGGUAUUGCGUUUUUUGCAAUCGCUAAGCGAACAGGGUAUUAUUGAGUACAAAUCGGUGGAACGCAAGGGACCAAAUGGUGAAACAACCACUUGGACAUACAAGCAGUGGGCAGAUCGCAUACAGAACAGCUUCGAGAAAUAUUUCUUUGUCAAUGAAUCGGAGACAGGUAUGCAAGCGAACAAGAAGAGUAUCUACAAAGACUCGUACGGCGCCUCGCAGGGUUGGACCGAUUUUCAAUUGCGUUGCAACUUCCCAAUAGCAAUGGUUGUCGCGCCAGAGCUCUUCAAUCCACAAAAUGCCUGGGCUGCUUUGGAACAAGCGCGCAAACAUCUGCUCGGCCCACUGGGUAUGAAGACACUCGAUCCAGAUGAUUGGAAUUAUCGUGCAAAUUAUGAUAACUCAAAUGAUGCUGACGACUGUACGGUGGCGCAUGGCUUUAAUUAUCAUCAAGGACCCGAAUGGGUGUGGCCCAUUGGCUUUUAUUUACGAGCACGCCUAAUAUUUGCUAAAAAAUGUGGUUAUUUGGAUGCGACCAUCGCUGAGACAUGGUCAAUUUUGCGCGCUCACUUAAAGGAGUUGAACACUUCCCACUGGCGUGGCCUGCCUGAGUUGACCAACGACAACGGCUCUUACUGCCAUGGUUCCUGUCGCACGCAAGCCUGGAGUGUGGCCACCGUACUGGAGGUUCUGCACGACUUGCACGCCAUCGGCGGAGAUGUUUGAAAAUAAAACAGUGACCCCGAAUAGACAUAAAAGCAGCAGAGGAGGAAGGAAAAGGAGAAGAAGCGCCGCCAUAAAUUUGAUCCUUGUGAUCGCCAUGAUUGUUGCAUAUUUUGAGCGUUCGUUUAGAUGAUUGUUGCAAUACAUUUCGCAUUAAGCUAUACAUACAUACACAUAUACAUACAUAGUUAUGUAAACUCGUACCUAAAAUAUAAAAGUGUUGCAAUACGCUGUUGAU